AUGGCUGUCGCUCAGGUCAACGGCAACGUCGAGGGCUCUGUCCCUCAAUCUGCUUUCCUCCAGCACCUCCUCAACUACCCUAUCAUCUCCGACACCGUCAACACCGUCUCCAGCACCGUCAACUCCAACCCCAUUGCCCAGCGCUCUAUCAAGCUUGGCGACUCUGCCUACAAGACCUUCGCCGCGCCCAUUCUCCCCUACUUCUCCAAGCCCUACCAGUACGUCUCGCCGUACGUCCAGCGCGCGGACUCGCUCGGCGAGCAGACCCUCACCCGCAUCGACGAGCGCUUCCCCAUCGUCAAGAAGCCCACCACCGAGCUCUACAGUGACGCCAAGGCCCUCGUCUUCCUGCCCUUGAACAAGGGUCUGGAGGGUCGCGACCACGUCUACGAAGUCUACAACGCAGAGUCUAAGAAGCAGGCUGAGAAGGGCUACCUGGGCCAGGGCAAGGCUGCUGUUGCCACCCUCUUCCACGUCAGCAACGAGACCCUCGCCCUCGCCAGCAGCUACGUUGCUGUCAAGAAGGCCGAGGUGACCCAGGAGGUCAAGGAGAAAAUCAACCAGUAA
Molecule: messenger RNA, 567 nt
Organism: Beauveria bassiana ARSEF 2860
Lineage: Eukaryota; Fungi; Ascomycota; Sordariomycetes; Hypocreales; Cordycipitaceae
Product: perilipin MPL1-like protein
Exons: 2
Coding region: 1-567 (188 amino acids)
Source: RefSeq, a predicted model, not a curated record